Molecule: messenger RNA, 6041 nt
Organism: Cataglyphis hispanica
Lineage: Eukaryota; Metazoa; Arthropoda; Insecta; Hymenoptera; Formicidae
Product: diacylglycerol kinase theta
Biological process (GO): diacylglycerol metabolic process; lipid phosphorylation; intracellular signal transduction
Molecular function (GO): RNA binding; ATP-dependent diacylglycerol kinase activity
Source: RefSeq, a predicted model, not a curated record
GGCGUUCGCUCGUAUCAGCAGCACCAGCAGCAGCAGCAGUGGCGACGGUGGCGGCGGCGACUCGUCGGGUGCGCGAACGCGAUACCGCACGCAUCGGCGUCGUACCGUAAGCGAGACGUUACUAGCGAGCGAGAUACCCGACGACGACGACGACGAGGAGGAGAAGGAGGAGGAGGAGAACAAGAAGAGCAUCGGUAUCAGCGGCGGCAGCAGCAGCAGCAGCGACGACGACGACAAGAACAGGAGGAGCAGCGGCAACGGCGACGACGGCGACGGUGAUGCUCGGCGGCGACGGCGAUAUAUCGGCGACGAUCGGCGGUGGAUUGACGGCGACGUUUCACGACGACGACGACGCAUCUGGCGCGCGCGAUCGUGCGGCCUGCUGCCGGCGCGUCGCCCGUCCCGAGGCGCAGCUCGUGGAAUAAUGCGCGUUAGGCACGACGACGUUAGCACGACGACGAGGCGCCGCGUUACGACGGGACGACGACGACGGUACGACGGUGCGAGCCGUGCGACGUGCUGCGGCCAGCUACGACGACGACGAUUACUACAACAAUUACUACUACUACCACCGCUACUAUUACUACUACCACCACCACCACCACCACCAUCAUCACCACCGUCACCACCAUCGCAGCUGCAGCAGCGCAAUUAUGUACGGUUCCGAGAUCACGUAGUGUCGGGCGUGUAAUUAUGUUGUUGUCAUCGUCGCGCGGCGCGCCCUGCGUAGCUUCACGGUGAAAAUCUGGCGUGAACGGUUCCGCGGUGGAACGGGGAAUAUGGCGUCGGUCUCGGCCGAGACUCCAGCCAGCCAUGGGCACAGCUUCAGUAAGAAAACGUUUCACAAACCGACGUACUGCCAUAGCUGCACAGACAUGCUCUGGGGCCUCAUACAGCAGGGGUACAUCUGCGAAGUGUGUAACUUCGUGGUGCACGACCGCUGUCUCAAGGCCGUCGUCUCUCCCUGCUCCAGCAUCGCGGCAAGCCUGAUUAAGAACCCGGUCGCACAUUGUUGGUCCGAACAAGUACAUCAUAAAAGAAAAUUCUGCAACGUCUGUCGGAAACGUUUGGAUGAUAAUAAUCCAUCCAUACACUGCGAAAUAUGCGAGUACUUCGUGCACAUAGAAUGCCAAGAUUUCGCGGUGGCAGACUGCAAGGAGAAUGCCACGUACUUGCCUGGGAAGGACCUGUCAGCAGUGAAACACACUCAUCACUGGCGGGAAGGCAAUCUUCCGAGUAGCUCUAAAUGCGCUGUAUGCAAAAAGAGUUGUUUUACUGUCGAGUGCCUUGCCGGGUUUCGUUGCGAGUGGUGCGGCAUGACGUCGCACGCGUAUUGUUACAAGAAUAUCCCCCAAGAAUGCACCUUUGGUAACUUGGAACCAAUUUACCUGCCGCCACAUGCAGUUAGUAUUCCGCGUACCGAAGUUCCCAUGGAAGCUAUCAUUGGAGUACAAGUGCGUCGUAAAGAAGUGCCGACCCGUGAGUAUUCUUGCCAUAACAUCGGAGAGCAAUUCGAUUUCGCUGAGAGUGAGCAAAAUGGGGCUGCAGGCCGCCUAGCCGAAGCUUUGAGGCGCCUUUCGCUAGUUUUGCCACGUAGCUGCCAUGGAAAUUGUCAUGCUUCCCCUCCUUAUGUUCGAGCGCGGAGCACGUCAGAGGAAUUUGGUAGCGACGCAAGGUAUCGUGACAAUGGAGAACCGACACAGGGCGCAGCGCAUAGCCGUGAUCCGCGUUCUCCUAAAGAGAAAGAAGACAAAGAAAGAGGUGACGAAGAGAUGAUUAAGGUGUAUGAUGGCAAUAGCUCCUUGAGGCGAAGAAUAUUUCGGGUGAUUCCGGUACCUAGGCAGGCUACGACAGAGCAGGUUCUCACAUUGGCAUUGCGCGCAUUUCACAUCACAAAAGAUCCUGGCAACUUUUACUUAACCGACCUGUAUGCCGCGGAGGAAACUGAAUUGUGUGAUCCGACACCUGUUUUAAAUUUAAAUCGCCAAGAAGGCAAACGUCCGGCUGUGUUCUUACGAUUUAAAAAUAACGACAGUGGGGAAGUACGAGUUUAUCCCGGCAAAUUGCAGGUAUCAGAGUCAUUCUGUAUAGUACCUGUCACCGAAGCAACAACUGUUACAGACUUAAUAAACGAGGCACUUGAAAAGUUUGGUUUACAAAAUUUUAAUUGCGAUGACUAUAGGUGCAGUGAAAUUCUUUUAGAUCGUGGCGUGACGGAAAGAGUUUUGUCCUGGGACGAAAGACCUUGGGAUAUCGUUAAGAAGUUGGGAAAAGAUUCUAUUAGGCAAAUGGAACUAAUGCGGUUCUAUCUACAAUUAAAGCAAGACCCCCAUGGACCCAACUUGGCUUUGUUUGUGGGCAACUUGCCACCAAAUCUUUCUGAAAGAAGUUAUGAGAAUAUGUUGAUAGAAUUUUUAGGAAAAGAAAAUAGAUUCUCAUUAAUUGGCCCAAUUUAUUAUGAAUAUGGUUCGAUGGUCAUUAUAUACGAAGAUUCGAAUAAAGCGGUCAGAGCAUUAUAUGCGUUGCGAGAGUCAAAAUACGAAGACAAGCAUCUUUUAGUAAUGCUUUUACCGAGUAUCGAGCCAAGUAUGGUACCAUCGGGUGUUCAACCACUGCUCGUGUUUGUAAACGUAAAGUCUGGCGGCUGUCAAGGGCUCCAACUAAUUUCUAGUUUUCGUAAACUAUUAAAUCCUUAUCAAGUAUUUGAUCUCGAUAACGGCGGACCUCUCCCCGGGCUUUACGUUUUUCGCCACAUAAAAGACUAUAAAAUAUUAGUUUGCGGUGGUGAUGGAACGAUAGGCUGGGUAUUACAGUGUUUAGAUAAUGUUGGUCAGGAUAGCGAGUGUUCUUCUCCCGCUUGCGCUAUUGUACCUUUGGGAACGGGAAAUGAUCUUGCGCGCGUACUAUGUUGGGGUUCAGGAUAUACGGGCGACGAGGAUCCGUUAAACUUAUUGCGAGACGUUAUCGAUGCGGAAGAAAUAAUAUUGGAUAGAUGGACCGUAGUUUUUCAUCCAGAAGAGAAAGAACAGACUCAAGUAGUUUGUAACGCUGCAGGCGCUGGUUCAACAAGCGAAGACAAUACGCAAAUAUAUGUAAUGAAUAAUUAUUUUGGCAUCGGCGUCGAUGCGGAUUUAUGUCUUGACUUUCACAAGCGAGAGGAGAACCCUAAUAAGUUCAAAAGCAGAUUACGAAAUAAAGGUGUAUAUGUAACUAUGGGUUUACGUAAAAUGGUCAGACGUAAGCCAUGCAAAGAUUUACAUAAAGAAAUUCGGUUAGAAGUAGAUGGUAAAUUGGUCGAAUUACCGCAAGUGGAGGGAAUAAUUAUUCUGAACAUUUUAAGUUGGGGUUCUGGUGCUAAUCCUUGGGGACCAGAUACCAAAGAAGAUCAAUUUUAUACACCAAAUCACUGGGAUGGUAUGUUAGAGGUUGUCGGAGUUACAGGCGUUAUGCACCUUGGACAAAUACAGUCGGGUCUACGUACGGCUAUGAGAAUAGCGCAGGGCGGACAUAUAAAAAUUCACUUAAACUCAGAUAUACCAGUACAAGUAGAUGGCGAACCGUGGGUUCAGAGUCCCGGGGACAUUGUAGUCUUGAAGUCUGCGCUCAAGGCUACGAUGCUGAAGAAGACUAAGGGUAAAAUGAAGCGGCGUAAUACAGAAUCCAGUAUGCAAUUGGCGCUUCAGGCUGCACCGUCGAGCGAUCCGGACGAAGAUAUCUUCUGAGUGAAUAAACAUUUAAAGUGAAAGUGAUUCGAACAUGCUGCGGUAACGGCAAAAGCACGUAGCCAUAUAUCGAAAAAACUCGAUCGAUUAGCGUAUGUAAUAAAAUAAAAUCGGCCUCGAAAUCGUCCGACAGCAGUUUCGCUGCACGAAUUUAAAACAUAAGUACUUACAACGCGAGAAGAAAACACACUGGUAAAAAAAGAGCACGAGGGACAGGUAAAUAAGGUUUCCGAAUACACUUGACACACACACACACACACACACACACACACACACACACACACACACACACACACACACACACACACACACACAUACACAUAUAUAUAUACAUAUAUACAGCAUUAAAUCCAUUAUUCACUUAAUAAUGAUUCUUAAUGUUUGUUCUUACAUUGAUAAAAAAAAACUAGAUCUCAUUUUUAAAUGUUAAUAAUUAUAGCACUGUACGCGUAGCUUAUCAAUCAAUAUUUUUUUAGUAAAAUUAUAAUAGAUUUUACACAUAUAAUAACGCAUACACACACAUGUAAUAACACAUAUAAUAACGCAUACACACACAAAACAUACACGCAUAUUAAACAGUAUUGGAGGAAGCUACACGCGCAUACGUGAGCGUAGCUUAUGACGACGUUAAUUUAUAUUUACGUUCCAAGCUUGAUAGUAUCGAAGAGAAAUGGAAGUCGUAAUGUAUAUUACGUUUCGUAUGGUAUUUCACCAGUCUAACACAGUAUUACGAUACGAUACGAAACGUGUAUCGCGGGAUAUAAAACGCAAACAAGUCAGUUGUUAAUAAUAUAUUAUAUAUAUAGAAUAUUUAUGAUUAUAUAUAUAAAUAUUAAUAUAUUUACAUAAUAUUGUAUUAGCAUUAUACGAUAUUAAGUUGUGAUAAUUGUUAUGUAUGUCUGACUGCUGGGCAGUCUGGAAUUCGCUGAGAACCAGUGGCAGUCAGAGUUCCCUAGGAUACGGUUAGAGGAGAUAAAUUAAUGUAACUUUCGUAACGAUAAGAGAGAAACCGCAUUGCGAGCUAAGCGCUUUGCCGAUCCGCCUCUAUACGAGCGAGAAGAUAUAUGUAUCCGCGAUACGCGCGACACGGCGUCGAAAGAGUCGGCUUGGCAAUGUAUUGAUUUGACAGGGCUCCAGAUAACGACGACGAGGUUUUUGACCGAGCUGCAUAGACCGACAACAUACAUUCCACACUGUAACAUGGCAAAAGAAUGCGAAACAAGAGAGAAAAAAAGAGCACGGAGAGAAAGAGAGAUGUAUAUUUAUAAACUAUGCCAAAGAGGAAAAGCUCUUGUAAUAUGCUAACGUGUACUUAAAAUCGUCGAAACGCGUCGUUCGUACUUAAGCAUUCGUAAUUAAUGAGCGACGAUUAGGACAGGACCAUGCGAGAGUCCAAGGCGAUACUUGUUUUCGAACUCCCAAAGUUUCGAAUCCCUCGACUCGACGAGUGCUAUCACUGAUCGCGAACGAUCCUUGAUUAAGCACACGAUGUAAGCACAACACAAACACACACUCAGAUGUACUUUUAUCUUAUUUCGCUCUCUUGAACAUACAAAUGAAGGGGUGUGUGGGGGUGGAGGGUUACGUUCACGUUAGACCUUCGCGCUGGCAUCGUGCGAUUUGAAAAAAAGGGGAAAAAAAACCACAACUUCGGUGCCAAACAAUUGUAUAUAACAUUAUAAAAGUAGGGACUUAAAAAAAAUAAGAUGGAUUGCGCGCCAGUUAAUCGCGAUGGCAUUUAAUGCGACGGAUGAAAAAGAGAGGAAAGUAGUGAAUGGGGAGGGGGUACUUUCUUAACGUUAAGAGUAUCUUCGGAGAGGAAAAAGAGGAGACUCUUUUUGAAUUACGUACGUUGCGUUGUUUCGCGUAAACAUUAUAAAAAAAGACAGCGCGUACCUUUGAUACGUGAGAGUAAUCAAAGGAGGACGAUAUAGGACUCUUAGUACGCUUUUAGUACGCGCUGUGAACUUAGUUAAUUAUCUAACUAGACCUCUCUUGGAUGUGUCUUCGAUUAUGAAAAUGAUUAUCAAAAAUUUAAUCACAACACUGGCAACCAAAUUUAAACGGAGACCAUCAUGUCCGGAUGAUUGAUCAGGCCUCCAUAUAUUAUAUGUCACAACCUGCCUAUGAUGUAUACAGGCUCGGUUAUUCGUGUUAUAUCCGGUGUAUCGACAUGAAUAAUCACAUCUACGGCAGAUUGGAGAGAUAACAUUUGUUAAUCUGACCAAACUAUAGUAUAUUUGCUGUUGCUAUAAAAAAAAUAGAGAAACAAUAAGCUAUGAACAAUCUACGUAUAAUAAAUCAAUGUAUGUGCUACAA